CAUGUGCUGUUUCCUUUUCCAGUUGUAAAGGGGUCAGGAGCCAGGCAAGGAGAGCCCGAACAAGAGGAGCAUUUUCCUGGGCUCUUCCAGCUGUUCUGUUCAACCCCGCUGUCUGUUCUGAGCAGGGAAGAGAGACUGUCAACACAAAUAAGGCAUUUUUCAAAGGCGUAAAUUAUGAGUUACCAAAACAAUGCGACAUCUCAACCACAAGUAGAUUAGAUCUCUCCUGUAGGAUGAUUCCCACACGUUCAUGACAAAUGUGCCACAUGAGGAUCCCUUUGCAGAUGAAGACAUCGAGAGCCCGACAGCUGGAACAGAUGUGGCUGUUAUUGGAGGUGUGAUUGCUGCGGUGGUAUUUGUCCUCGUUUGCCUGCUGGUGGUGAUGGUUCGGUACAUGUACAGGCAUAAGGGCACCUACCACACCAACGAGGCAAAAGGAACCGAGUUUGCCGAAAGUGCAGAUGCUGCUUUGAAAAAUGACCCUGCUCUCCAGGAAGCUGUGGAUGAGAGCAAAAAGGAGUAUUUCAUCUGAGAGACAAGGAUUUCCAUGGACACUUCCCCAAGGGAAACAAUCAGAAAUGCUACAUCAUCAGAAGUGCUAAGAGAUGCAUAAUAGAACACAGGCAAGCAUCGAAUUGAAAAGUAUCUCUUUAUUUUUGUUUGUCACUGGGUUGUUUCUUUUCCUCUACUGGUGAAGAACUAAAUGCCAGACACUUGCCUGUUGAUUUUAUUAGCAACACAGCUGGUCACAGUUGAAAUCAAUAUCAGAUAAGAAACAACAUCUCAGUAUGAGUGAUACACCAAAACCAGAUAAAGAUAGCAAAUGUCAAACCUUGACAUUUGUUGAAAAUAGCAGAUGCCAAUGGAAAACAUCCUCUUAGAGUUAAUGAUGCAUCCUAUUCUGAUAUGAUACAGAAGUACCUGAAAUUGAUUUUCAAAUGGUCACAGAACAAACAUUAAACUAGAUAAAGCUGAUGUAGCUGGAACAAAAAUAGCUUUGUAGCCCAGAUUUCACCCCCUUCCCCUUCAGUGUGCAGUUUUAUUGGCACAGGGGAGUUUGUUUUGGCUUUGGGGGGACUUAGAUUGGGAUUUUUUUUUUUUUUAAUUCGUUGGAUUUUACAUAUCAUAGAAUAUGCCAAGUUGGAAAGGACCCAUCAGGAUCAUCGAGUCCAACUCCUGUCCCUGGCACCCCAAGAAUCAUGCCAUGUGCCUGAAUUUAUAAAAGUCAAAAACACUUGGAAGAAAUAAAACUGUUAGAGAACAAGGAA
Molecule: messenger RNA, 1268 nt
Organism: Apus apus (common swift)
Lineage: Eukaryota; Metazoa; Chordata; Aves; Apodiformes; Apodidae
Gene: GYPC
Product: glycophorin C (Gerbich blood group)
Exons: 4
Coding region: 251-532 (93 amino acids)
Cellular component (GO): cortical cytoskeleton; membrane
Source: RefSeq, a predicted model, not a curated record